AUGUCACUCGCAGAGAACAGAACAUCAAUUUCUUCAGAGCUCACAAGUCAUAUAAAGAGGAGAAAGGGUGUGCAACAAUGGACUGAGGUUUCCCCUCAAGGUGGCUUUCAAGAGAGCACUGAGUUGUCACCUCUCCUCCUCUCCCUUGUACAUCAAGAACAAGCUCCUGGUGAACCGCUCCAUUGGUCGUUGUUCGUCGCCCGCGAAGGCCAGACUACUUGGGAUAGCCCGGUUGACAUCACCACCUUGACAUCAUUCUUCAACUUGUACAACAUAGCAAUUGUGACUGAACUGCAAGCUGGGAUUGUGAAACAGGUUGCAGGACAAAAAUCCCCACCUCAAGCACCAAGUUGGCAAGCUGUCACAGAGAAUUGCCAAGGAUGGGCUGUGUGUGUGAUUGCUAAGCUCAUCAUCAAAAGAGGCAUCAUUGAGAACUUUGAAGCUUGAAAUGACAUGGUUGAUGUUACAACAAGGCUGAUAGUGAAGCUUCUAAAGUGGCUAUUAAUAUAUGCUAUUCAGGCCAUGAUGAGAUAGAUGAAAUUUGAGGUGUUCAGAAAAGAAGUUAAAUAUCUCAAGUUCAAUCUGAGUCUGUUCUGAGCCAUCUCUGUAUGUAAACAUUGCACUGUGUCUAAGCUUAUCUGUUCUAUGUUGUUUGGCUUUUGUUCAUACACAGUCUGCUAGAUCUGAUUUAAUAGUUAUUUAUUUUCAUUCUCUACUAGUAUUCAGAACCUCACCUGAUUUUCUCAGGUUCAUCUUUGUAUAAUUGCUUGCUCUCUUUGUGUGAAGAUGUAAUGUUAAGUAAAGCUUGAUUGAUUUGAAAAGUA
This is a messenger RNA of Blastomyces dermatitidis ER-3, 824 nucleotides long. RefSeq lists its product as uncharacterized. The coding region runs from base 1 to 447 and encodes 148 amino acids. The transcript has 3 exons. The record is from RefSeq and is a predicted model, not a curated record. Lineage: Eukaryota; Fungi; Ascomycota; Eurotiomycetes; Onygenales; Ajellomycetaceae.